Molecule: messenger RNA, 1323 nt
Organism: Drosophila montana
Lineage: Eukaryota; Metazoa; Arthropoda; Insecta; Diptera; Drosophilidae
Exons: 1
Coding region: 100-1281 (393 amino acids)
Source: RefSeq, a predicted model, not a curated record
UUCAAUAACAGCACAACUGUUUGUGCUGUGCAUAAUAAUUGUGUAUUAGAGCUGAACGUAUCUGAGGAGGCAGUCGAAAAAGUAAAAUAAAAGAAUUCCAUGGAAAUGCAAUUGCUGACUGUGUUGCUAAGCAUUUGCCUUUGGCUGGCAUUUAGCUUGGGACUGGGCGAGGACGAGGAUGAGGCGAUGCUGCAUUCACAGAAUGCGCUGGCCCAGGGACCCAAUUAUGUGCCCAACUCCUGUAUGGCGCCAGAUAUGGGGCUAAGCGCCUUUAGAUAUUUGGCCCCCCAGAAGCAGCUCGAACUCAAAUUGGAAUUCCAGCCCCAAAGCCCGCAACUGUUGCAAAACAGCGUCGGCGAUGCCGAACGCUUGUUUGAAUACAGGACCAAUCCGCUCAUUUGCUCGGCUGAGAGUUACAAGGAUGUCAGCUACGAGAAGUCAGCGCCGACUGGGCCAACAGUCAGCGAGGAUGACUAUGAUGAUAAUGAUGAUGCGUCCGAUGAAGACAAUAAUGACGAUGAUGUUGACGAUGAUGGUGGGAAGGAUUUUACAGCACGCGUUAAAUGCCUUCUGCGCACGCUUUACGAGAAUACAAAAUUAUUGUCAGAUGAUCUCAAGGCCCUGGAAUCGGGCCUAUUGCCAGGCAAGUCAUCUGCAUCACCCAAGAACUUUUACCAAGGCAAAAAGAAAUGUUCGAAAUCGAGCGGCAUAAAAGAACGUCCGAUGAAACUAAACAAUGCGAAGACCCAAGAGAAUAACUACUUAAACAUGGUCGGUACCGAUGCGGAUGGCAUUGGUAAGGAUGUAUCCAAAUCAAAGAGUAUUCCGUACUUAAGCGACAGUUCAAGCGAGCAGAAGGCGAAGCUAAAAGCCGGAGCUGAAACCAAAAAAGAGCUAGGCUUAUUGCAGCAACAGUCGAACCUGAACGGGGCCCCUUUCAGCUAUGUGCAACUGCCAUUUGUGGUGCCUUCGGCUCGCAUUAUUGUGCCGCCGCUGCUGCAGUUGCUUACCCGCCGCUCGGUUUUGCCCUGGUCAAUCAGGGGACCCAAUUUGAUUGAGAGCCGUCGCUAUCUGCACGCCCUCAACGAGCUGCGCCUGGCCCGGGCGGUGCAGGCGGCCACCGCGGCUCGCUUCCGGCAGCAGCAAAAUAAUGUUGAGCUACAGCAACAUGUUCAGGAAUUCAAGGAGAAUCUCAGACGUCUAGUCUCAAAUCGAGCUGCCAUAGAACGGCGUGUUUCGGGCUUACUCUCGGGCAUUACUCGCGAUGUAGUCGCAGCAUAAAAUUGUCUUUCAGUUUCGAUUAAAACGUUAUAUAUAGUGAAA